AUAUGGCUUAAUAUGGAGUACAUAGAACUUCAAAUCAAAAAUGUUGUCUUGAAUUGGAAAAUUAAUCCCUGAAAAUGCAUUUUACCUCUUGGUAUUUUCUUCUAAGUGUUGCAUUCUAUUUUGGCAUGUUCGUUUCGAGAGGUCAUAAACACUCAAACACAGUGAAAACGCAAGAUCUACGAGAAGAAGAUUUGAACUAUAUCGAUGAAUUGGAAAAUGGAACAUUAAAGAAAAUAAACCUUAAAGAAAUCGAAGGCCUACUUUCUACAACAUUUGCUUCCAAUUCUAAAAUCAAAAAUACGCGAAGAAUCAAGUCAAAAUAUGUGCAAGAAAAGCCUCAAAAAGUAAAACAAACGCGUAUAAUUGCAAAAAAUUCUGCACAGAAAGGAAAAAAAUCGCAUGCAAAAACAUCAAGCAAUGUCAUUUCGAGUAUAGAAGACUCAAGAAAAAAAAUCAUAGACUUCAUCAAAGGUCGGUUGAUGUCAAAUAAACGAUAUGCUAUGGCUAAUCAAAGUCGUGCUGGGGAAAGAACAGAAGAUAAGAUGAAAAUGGAAAGAAAUGAAAGCGGAAAAUUAGCAUUUUCUAACACGGUGAAGGCUGUACCCGAGAAAAUGAAUAAAACAUCAAAGAAAUCACCAAAUGUGAGCAAAAACUUGUCAACCAGUUCACAAAAACUAAAAAAUGACAGAGAUUCGUCAGUGUUUAGAAGGCUCGAAAACAUAGCUCAUUACGUGUUAAAAGCUUUAAAACAAAACAAAGGACCGUCAAAUGGAUCAAAAAUACAUUAUCAAAUACAUCGCGAGGAUCUGUUGACAAUAGGAAAUUUCAUAAAAACGACAAGAAAUUCUAGCAUUGCAAGAGAUAUAAAAGUGCAAAGUGCCCGAAAAGCUUUGUUUGCAAUUAAAAAUUUGUUGCAAAUUGUUAAGAAAAAAUCAAAGAACAGUCGAAUUGUCUUUGGAAAAUGGUCAAUGAAUUAUAGAGAGACUGGAAUUAAAAAUAAUCAAUUACAAUUGAUUAAAAAAAUAUCGAGUAAUAAUGGAUACAACUCAAAGCAAGAGCAAGAUUCACUGAGCAAACUUGUUAAACAUCGCAUAAAACGUUUAAAACAAAAGUUGUUGAAAGCUUUAACAGCGCGGCAUGGUAAGAAAUUACAUUUAGACAUAAAAAAAUUAAAAUCAAAGCUUAAAGUGAAAACAAAACAAUGGAAAAGAGACAAACGAGAAGUCGGAACAAUUAAGAAAAAUGAAAUAUUAAUUGAUAAAACGCAGCAAAAGAAAUCAAAAAAUGUUUUGAAACAUGAGAAGAUGAUUGGAAAGGUUAAUAUGUUCCACAACAUCAAAAAACAACUAAGACACAUUAUUCAACAAGAAUUUGACAAAAUACAGCAAACGAUAAGAAAGACUGAAAGAAAGGCUCGCAUUGGUACAAAAAGAUUUUUUCUCGCACAUGGAGCAAAAAGUUUUCGGAAGAACCUGAUCUCACUUGCAAAUAUUGACGCCACUAAAAUGAGCGAUAAAGAUUUAAAGAAACUUCAUGAUCAGUUAAACGAGUGGAUAGCGGUCGAGGAAAAACUGGAACGCAAAACGAAGAGUGAUAAAGUGAAAGAAAAUCAAACGAAUGAUUCAGUGCCUUCAUCAAUAAAACGUGCUAAUUCAUGGUAUGAUAGAGCAAACUCACCAAAAGAUUCAAAGGGACAAAAGGAAAAUGGCAAUCUAGAAAUAAUAAUUGACAUAAAAAGAAAUAAAAGUAAAGAAAUGGAUAAUGACCAAUCUGAAGAAACGAAAAACAUAAAAAUCGAGCCGUCAAAAGAUGAAGACAAUGUUGAAGAACAAUCUCUUCAAGAAAUGACAAAAUCCUACACGGAUGAAAAGGCGUUUGAUGAUCUUAACUUUAAAGAAACCGCAAAUGGCUUGGAGAAUGACGAUUACAGUCCGUUAAACAACGAAAGUCCCAGAAAUGAAGAUAUGAUUACGAACAAACCUUACAACCAAAAUACUGGAAAGGAUGAAAAUUUCGAAGAAAAAAACAUUGCCAUUGGAAUCCAAAAUGUGAAAGGAAAAUCAAACGAUCGUAUUCUAAGCUACGAAAACAAUGUUUCUAACACUGGGAAACCUAGUAAGGGCGGUCAGCUUAAUCAUGACGGUCAAGUUAUAAAUGAAGGUCACGCUACUAAUGAAGCUCAUGUUAUAAAUAAAGUUCAUGUUAAAAAUGACAACAAAAUUGCACAUGAAACUCAAGUCAACAAUGAAAAUCAAGAUACAUAUGAUUAUGGUCCAGUUUUCAAUGAAGGUCAAAUUGCUGAUGAACGUCAUAAUCUAGAAAAUAGUGAAAAAAGCAAUGAAAAUAGUAGAGUGAAGCCAAUUCUUUCCAUUCCAAACACGAAAAUAGCAGAACUUCAAAUGAACAAUAAUCAGUCGAACGGGGAAAAUGAAAAAACGCUUACACCAUCACACCAUGGAAGCUGCCUCAACAUAUAAAUAAGCCAUUGCAAUACCAAUAUGGCAACGAACAAAUUUUUGAACCAACGAGUCGGGACUUUCAUUUUCAAGAUGCUCAAAAAAUGAGAUACAGAAAACAAAACCAGAUAAGUUAUGUCCGCAAACCAUUUAACAUAAGACCGUUUGGAGUCAAAACAUCAUUCAACACAUCAUCAGAUGAACGACUCGUUGGAGAUGGGAUAAAAAACAAAACAGAACAUGAACAAUACAUAAAACAACGAGGACCAACUUUCUUUGCUCAUUACAGAGAUAGUAAAGAACAGAAAAAUGCAAUGAAUGCAAAAGUUGAAAAAUCUAAUGAAAACAUGCUCGAUGGUGAAAACAUGAAAGAACAAACAAACAAACACAGAAAGAACAAUAAAAUAGUGAAUGACAAUGGUAAAAAUAUGGAUGAAACAAUAACUGGUCGUAAAACAGAGAAACCUAGCAUAAGAGUAGAGAAAGGUUCUCCUUUAGCCCUAUUUGACUCUUCUGAGCUUAAAGAUAAAGAAUUACAAUCGAAUGGGAUUGAAAACGAGAAUUUAAAAGAGUCAGAGUAUU
This is a messenger RNA of Xenia sp. Carnegie-2017, 3038 nucleotides long. RefSeq lists its product as uncharacterized. Lineage: Eukaryota; Metazoa; Cnidaria; Anthozoa; Malacalcyonacea; Xeniidae. The transcript has 2 exons. The record is from RefSeq and is a predicted model, not a curated record. The coding region runs from base 75 to 2477 and encodes 800 amino acids.